Molecule: messenger RNA, 4494 nt
Organism: Macrosiphum euphorbiae (potato aphid)
Lineage: Eukaryota; Metazoa; Arthropoda; Insecta; Hemiptera; Aphididae
Source: the annotation of a GenBank genome assembly
AUGACGCACAACAGCAAGACUUCGUUGCUCAACAACGCCGAUUACGGCGGCGGGGGUGGCGGAACGGCCGCCGCUUACGGCGCACCUCACGCCGCCACCGUCGUUGCCCGACCUACCACAUGGAUCAGGCAACCUCAAUAUUUUAGUAUUGGUUCCGUACGAGUGCGUUUUGGUCCAAUUUCUACCAAAAAUGAUGUCACCGUGGCUCCAUCUAAUGGUGAGUUCCAACUAGAUACUGACGCUAAAGAAUCGUCGUGCUGCUGCGGAGUAACAUCCCGAAUCCCUCUUCCGACCGGCUCUAAUAAUAGACACACUACUGGCGCUACUUGUCUGCCCCGAAUACAGGCGCCAGUAUACCGUAGCUCAUUGGAUUGGUCUAACCGCGUUCAAAAACCAUCGUCCGGUUGUUUCGGGAAGUUAACUGUCGAUCGCGUUCCGUUAGUCGCUAAAAUUUGUGACGACUCGAAAGAUCUACCUUUACAAGAACAAGAAGCUACUAAUCUGGACCGGUUCCAAAGGUUUCGUUUCGGCGGUCGCAACGGUAGAGGUGGUGCUCAAAAUAAAAAAACGAAACAAAACGUGACACCGAGAACCACUGAUAAAUCCGACCGGCUGAGGAAGCUCACAGACAAGCUGAAGCAGCCACCGGCUUGUGAGGCACAGACGUCAGAUACCAAGGAUGACAAUCUGAUGGGUAGCACAGCCACAUCGACAGCGAAUUUAAGUGGUGAGGAAUCGUUAGAUAAGUUUGAAGAUGGUAUACGAAAACCCGAAUCUAGAACUAUAGUUGGUUCCUAUUACCAGCGGUCUAUACCGUUUAGAAGUGCAUCAUUUUCCCAAGUGUAUUAUUCACCAUCCGAUGGUAAAUAUAUAAGGUCCGAUGGACGGAAAAGGAGCACACCAAAUCCUGUUGCCCUUUCUCGUAAAGCUCAUUCGUCUGAACCUGUAAGAGCUCAUUCUCAAGACCACGAUGCUAUAGAUGUACCUACGCCCCCUAGACGAAAAAAUAAAUUGUUCAAGUCGUCAGAUCAAUUGAGUCAAUCAGACGUAGCGAUAAUUGAAGAGUCGUUAGAAAUAUCAGUUGAAGAAUCUCCCGAUCAAGUCACUGAAGAAACAUUUUUAUCGGAGUGGAAAUCUGAGACCGACGGUACUGUUCAGAAUCCCGAAGACAGUUCUACUAGCACACCUGUUGAUUCACCGAAAGAAGAACCACAGAGUCCAGAAUAUCCACAAAUGCCUCAAUGGUCGUCUCUCACAGAACUGCCCCUACUACGACCUAAAUUAUCUGCGCAGAGUUCUGAAGAAAAAGACGAAGACAAAAUAUGUUCAUCGCCAAAAGUAAAUUACCGUCAAUAUCUGUUGUCAAAAGCAGACUCGUUAUCUGAAGGCGAAAGUGACCAGGGUAACCAUAGUCAAACGUUAUCACCGACAAGAGAGUGUACAUCAUCUCCAUGCAAUGAAAAUUCUGAUUCCGAAAAAAAUUCUGGUCCACCCGUGCCUUACUCAAAAAGACCUCUCCGUGGUCCGUAUUUGGAAAUGAUAGUAAAUGAAAAAAAAAAACCGGAAGUGAAUGGUAAAAAGCAAGAUGCCUUGAAGUUCCUAGAUGAAUAUCCUAAGCAAAUCCGAUCGGCCGACGAUUGUCAGCUGAAAAGAAGCUACACUUCGCCCGACCAACCAUCGGACCGAUUAAGACUCAGAACAUCGCCAAAAAGAAAAACUAGUGCAAGUAUACCGUUGUCAGUUACGGCCGUAAAGAAACACGGCAUUAAUGAAACAGUGGUUUGUCAUCAAAGAACAACAUCUAGUCCAAGUCAGUUGGAAGGAUGUUCGAGAGUGAAAAAUACGCCCGAACCUAGUCCUCAGCUAUUAGCACAAUUAUUGAAAGGAAGCUCAGAACAAGUGUAUGGAGGACCUUUGACAAACCCAUUAAAGGAUACGAGAACACAUGUAGUGGUUGAGCUUUAUGAUACGGAGCGUUCGUAUGUCGAAUCUCUACACACCUUAGUGAACAAAUACCUGUUGCCUUUGAAAAGUGUCGAAAACUCGGUACUAAUUGAACCGUCAGUGGUUGACGAGAUAUUUUACCAGAUACCAGACAUUUUAAUGGAGCACGAACAAUUCCUAAAAGAUCUACAUAAGCGUCUCGAAAUUUGGGACGCACAUCAGAGAAUCGGUGACAUCUUAUUAGAAAUGUUUUCGAAAAAGCCUGUGAUAGAUGCAUAUACAUCAUUCAUAAAUAACUGGAAGCAAGCCAAAGAAGCUAUCAAAUCGACUUGCAAUUCAAAACCAGCAUUUGCAAGAUAUUUAGAGUCUACAGCUCGAGAACAUAAAGGAAAGUUGGCACUAGAUUCACUUCUCAUCAUGCCUGUUCAGCGAAUACCCAGAUAUGAACUUCUCAUACAGACGCUAUUAAAACACACCGAACCAACGCAUCCAGAUCACGAGUCACUGAUCGAAUCGCAAAAACAAGUGCACGAAAUGGCCGUAAAAAUCAACUGCACCGAAAAGGACAAUAUGGAGCUGGAGCAGAUUGAGUCUUUGAUCGACGGACUGAUACAUUUGGCGGCCACCGACCGAACAUUCCUCAGACACGACUUGGUGACCAUCGUUUCCGGGCAGUCGAUGAACCGUAAGGAACGAGCGCUUUUCUUGUUCUCUGACUUGCUGAUCGUUACCAGUAUCAAAAGAAAAAGCGGAACCAUACGUAAACCAUCCACGACUACGCCAAACAGCGUCGUGAGCAAUUUAGAAGCAAACAAAUAUAAGUUACUUAUGAAGAUACCAUUGGAUGAUGUUGAAAUAGUUAAAGUAAAAGAUGAAAACGUUCGCCGUAUGCUUCGCGAGAUGGAGUAUUUGUCGGAAGAUGUCUCCACUCUGACGCAAAUGACAGAUAUGGUUUCCAUGUUGCACUGUCCGCACAGUCACCUGGAAGACUCGAUUAAAGAUAUGCUCAGUGCACUCAACAAACAACUGUCAGAACGGCAAGCCAGCGACACUCAACUAUGUUAUCUAGAACUGAACUUGCACACCAGGAAUGGUACCGAGACCGUGUCAAUAAUGUUUUCGAAACCAGAAAAACGGGCAAACUGGGAAGAGUCUUUUAACGAGGCCAAACAAAAACUCGUCCUGUCCACGGACCGGAGGCCGAAUGCUGAUUUCGUCGGCCCAGUACCCAUACGAAAGACCCGGGCUGGCUUGCAGUUUACGUGUGCAGCACCGGCGUUGAACCAAAGAGACGUGUGGGUCUGCAACAGUGACGGGUACGUGGGCCAAGUGUGCGUGCUGAGUCUCUACCCCGAGCCGACUGUCACUUCGUGUAAUGGCGUAUGUAAUGCACGCAUACUGUGUGUCACCUCGAUACCGGCACCGCAGCGAGUCGAUCAAGCCAACAGUACCGACAAGGACGACCAGAGCAGUAAUCCAGAGAUCAGCAUAUCGAUCGAAGACUGUGCUGAGCAGACCGGGCCGGACAUCAAAUUGGACAGCUCAUCGAGUGAAGAGGAUGACGACAAGGACGCCGGUCACGAUCGCGUCCCUGACGGAAUGUACCCCACGGACCCUGUGGACUUCGAAGGUGAGCCAACCAUGUGGUUGGGUACAGAGGACGGAUGCAUACACGUGUACAAUUCGAUGGACAACAUUCGCAUAAAACGAAAUAAAGUUAAAAUUCAACACGGGUCUGCGGUGCAUUGUAUCAUAUAUCUCAACAACCGCGUUUAUGUUUCAUUAGCAAAUGGUGAUAUUUGCAUCUACUACCCAGACACGAACGGUAGUUGGAAUACAUCGGAUCCGGUGACCAUCAACGUUGGUUCAGCUGCUAUCCCGGUUUCCAAAAUGUUGCCUGUUGGUGAUAAACUCUGGUGUUCAUGUCACAAUACUGUUAAGAUAUUUGACACGGUCACCUUACAAUUUCAACAUUCUUUCGUGAUCGGCGGUGACUCGAACCGAUCGAUCACCAACAUGGUCGUGUCGGGAAUGGGCGUGUGGCUGUCUCUGCAGAACUCGGCCGUGCUCCGUCUCAUCCACUCGGUCACGUGCGAAAUUCUGGCCGAAGUAAACACGGCACCGGCCGUCACUAAAAUGCUGUCGAGCUGCGACGACAUCAUAAGGCAACACAAAGCGGCGUGUCUUAGAGUGACGUCGCUGUUGGCGGUCAAAGACCUGUUGUGGAUCGGCACCAGCGCGGGCGUCGUCUUGACCAUGUCCAUACCGGCCGUGGUCGCGAACACUGGCAAACUCGUCACACUCCCUGUUCCUAUUGGUGUGCCACACGGUCACACGGGCCACGUGCGGUUCCUGACUCUGGUCGGCCAUUUGCCGCAGAACUUUUCCAAACAGCGACGGCAAUCGUUGAACCAGAGGAAGAUGAGCUCGUCCGGCAAGCUGUUGCUGAUAUCGGGCGGUGACGGGUACGAGGACUUCCGGUCGACGGCCGCGUCGGAAGUGGCCGGUCGCGAGGACUCUACUAACCACCUGUUGCUGUGGCACGUGUGA